Messenger RNA from Sinocyclocheilus anshuiensis, 1613 nucleotides. Its product is annotated as synaptoporin-like. The transcript has 6 exons. Bases 59 to 919 code for a protein of 286 amino acids. The record is from RefSeq and is a predicted model, not a curated record. Lineage: Eukaryota; Metazoa; Chordata; Actinopteri; Cypriniformes; Cyprinidae. Gene Ontology annotation, cellular component: synaptic vesicle membrane; synaptic vesicle.
AGUGUUGUUUUGGUCUUGACCUAUCCUACUUACAAGCUCUUUUCUCUCAAACAAGAAAAUGGAAACCGCUAAUCAGAUUGUGUCACUUGGGACAUUCCAAGUGCUUAAAUUACCUUUGGGAUUUAUCCGCGUUCUGGAAUGGCUUUUUGCCAUCUUUGCAUUUGCAACAUGUGGAGGCUACUCUGGGCAACUGCGGGUUAGUGUGGACUGCAUCAACAAGUCCGACAGCAACCUCAGUAUUGGCAUCAACUUUGCUUACCCAUUCAGGUUGAACCGGGUGGAAUUUGACGUGCCGAUGUGUGAGGGAAGGAGGCAAGAGCGGCUUUACCUGAUUGGAGACUUUUCCUCCUCUGCCGAGUUCUUCGUCACCAUUGCUGUAUUUUCCUUUCUGUACUCCCUGCUGGCCACUGUGGUCUACAUCUUUUUCCAGAACAAGUACCGCGAAAACAACCGUGGACCUCUCAUUGACUUCAUAGUGACGGUGGUGUUCUCAUUUAUGUGGCUGGUGAGCUCAUCUGCCUGGGCAAAAGGUCUUUCAGAUGUAAAGGCGGCAACUGAUCCAGAUGAGGUGGUUCUGCUCAUGUCUGCAUGUAAGGUGCAGACCAACAAGUGCAGCUCAGUUUAUGGACCCAGAUGGUCUGGCCUGAACACAUCUGUGGUAUUCGGUUAUUUGAACUUCGUGCUUUGGGCUGGAAACAUCUGGUUUGUGUUUAAAGAGACUGGAUGGCACAAGGGAGGUGCAGCAAGGUACCCUGCCUCAUCCUCAGAAAAACAAGCCACGGCCUUCAACCAGCAGGUCUACAAUCAGGGAAGCUUUGAUCAAUCAGGAGGUGCUUUUACUGGAACAGGGGAUUUCGCCCAAUCAGAGUACAGCCAGGUGGGAAAUUAUGGUGGGCCCAUCUCCUACACCAAUCAGUAACACCCUCUGCCUCUUUGUAAUCCCCUAACACAGGGGACCCAUUUCUAAGGGCAAAGUUCAACACUGAGCACAUGAGAAGAAGGAAAAGAUUAGUUUAACAGAUAGAUUAAAAUGCAUCCUUUAUUUCUGAUCAUAUAAAUAAAUAAAGGCUUGUUUGUCCAGAAUAUUAAUAUGUUUUUUAAAUGAAUGACAGGGAUCCUCAGAUGUAUGGUUUUUGACUUUACCUGUUUACUGAACAAAGGUCAUUACAUCCAAAUGUGAAACUCAGUGCAAUAGUUCUUGCAGAGAACAUUGCAAAUCCAUUGGUUUUAAUGGAGAUGGUGCUCCUGAAGGACAAGGAAAAAUGAAGAGUUUACAAAAGUGACAUUACAUCACUAUGACCAAACGUUUUUAGAGACAGUCCAUUUGUAAUUUAAAUAGUAUUUCUGCUGAACUGACUCUUUCCACAACUUUAAAAUGAUUUUUAUUUGCCAAAUUCGAAUUUGACAAAUAAUUUACUUCCAGAAUGUGACAUAUUUGACAUAAUGGAGCAAUAACGAAUAUGAAGUUGCUAAAACAAUAGCUAUUCAGUCACUGGCUAACACCAUCCACUAUUGAUCAACACAGAAAAGUCAUUUCAGAGGAAGAACAAAUUAUCACAUUUUCAUCAAAGGUUACAAAGACAAACCUUUUCAAACUAUUCUUUUAAAUAACA